Boeremia exigua is the source of this 659-nucleotide messenger RNA. Its product is annotated as cytidine deaminase-like protein. The record is from RefSeq and is a predicted model, not a curated record. The transcript has a single exon. Gene Ontology annotation, molecular function: diaminohydroxyphosphoribosylaminopyrimidine deaminase activity. The coding region runs from base 34 to 603 and encodes 189 amino acids. NCBI's taxonomy places the organism in Eukaryota, Fungi, Ascomycota, Dothideomycetes, Pleosporales, Didymellaceae.
CACUCACUCUUACCCUUCUAUUUCACCAUCAAGAUGCCAGAAGAAUGGGAAGGUCCUGUGAGAAUGUGGGAUGGUCCAGUUCCUCCGGCGCAAGUGCCUGACCCCAAUGAUCACUUGCAAUACAUGCGCCUCGCUCUUGAUCAAGCACAAGAGUCCACACCAAAGCCAACAAACUUCUGUGUUGGAGCCCUACUUGUCGACGAAGUCACUGGCACUAUCCUCGAACGAGGCUACACAUUAGAAUGCGAAGGCAACACACAUGCAGAGCAAUGCUGUUUGCUGAAGUUUGCAAAUGCGCAUGGCCUAUCCGAGGAGCGUGCAGGAGAGAAAUUGCCUGCCAGCACGGUCAUCUACACUACGAUGGAACCAUGCAACAAGAGAUCAGUUGGCAACGUGCCAUGCGUGGAUCGUCUCAUUCGUACACGAGGACCGGAUGGGAAACCAAGAAUUAAAAAGGUCUAUCUCGGAGCCAAAGAGCCGGAGAAAUUUGUUGGUGCCAACGAGGGCAUAGCGAAGCUGCGAGAGCAUGGCAUUGAGUGUAUACAUGUGCCUGGUCUAGAAGAGCGAAUCCUGCAGGUCGCAACUGCUGGACAUGAGACAUAAGGGAAUUCCGAUAUCGACAAUGUAAAACCAAAUGGACCGAGUAAACCAGUGCAUGC